Liolophura sinensis is the source of this 3693-nucleotide messenger RNA. RefSeq names its product FMRFamide receptor-like. Gene Ontology annotation, molecular function: G protein-coupled receptor activity. Gene Ontology annotation, biological process: G protein-coupled receptor signaling pathway. NCBI's taxonomy places the organism in Eukaryota, Metazoa, Mollusca, Polyplacophora, Chitonida, Chitonidae. Gene Ontology annotation, cellular component: plasma membrane. The transcript has a single exon. The record is from RefSeq and is a predicted model, not a curated record. The coding region runs from base 1 to 1098 and encodes 365 amino acids.
AUGGAGGGACUUUCUAACCAGACGGACAACACGACAUUGUGGGAUCGGUAUGGUACAACCAGCGCCAUCUUCCAUGAGUUUGCACCGACGUACGUUACCCUGGAUCGCGCCGUGACGCCGGUGUGGAUUGUCCUUGGCCUUGUCCUGAAUCCGGUGUCCGCCUACAUCUGGCUGGAGAGGCGAAUCCGGAGGAAUAACUCAUCAGCUAUCUACCUGGCUACCCUCUCCAUCUGUGACUUCGUGUUCCUUGUCCUGCAGAUUUUCGUGGAGCUGCGAUUCUGGGGAAUUUACACGUAUGACGAGAAGAUAUGGUGCAAAGUGUUUUACCUGGCUUAUUACUGGCCUCAAUACCUGUCGCCUUUGCUCGUUCUAGGCUUUACCGUCGAGCGUUACAUCGCCGUCUGUCAUCCAUUCGCCAAGGAGCGAUUCUGUACGGUAUCAAGGGCCAUCAAUACGGUGAUUUCCAUACAGGUCAUCUCCUUCGCUCUCGCCUGCGUGCAGCCAUUCGCUUGGGAGUACGCGGAGGUGACCAGUGAGUGCGGAACGUCCGAAAAGGUAGACGAUUUUUAUCAAGGAUGGACCUUCUUUACCGAGGUUCUUGUUUUCGGUGUCGUUCCGUUGGCAGUGCUUGUAUUUAAUAUCAGAGUAUUGCUAGAGAUAAAACGCAUCACUAACGAAAGCGGUUCAAUGCUUCCUUACCAACCUAACCAGUCCUCUAAUACAGCGGCAUCAACAAUAACGCUGGUAAGCGUGUCAUUCUAUCUAAUCUUAAGUCUGUUACCGGUGACCAUCGUGUACAUCAUGGGCUUCCUUAUUCACUCUGGGGAAAUAAACUUAACGGAUGAGCAGGUCCGGGCAGAUCCAGCCUGGACAAGAUACUUUAACUUUAUGAUUGCCCGUAAAUUUGUCGAGGAACUGUGUCUUUCACAUUACUGCUUCUAUUUCUUCAUCUAUAUUGCCACAGGAAUGCAGUUCCGUAACGCGUUCGUCCGACUGAUUUGUCAACAUAAAGUCUGUCAGUCGCGUCGGAAUGCCAACGUAAAAUACAACGUCGUGCAUGCAAACGGUGAUGGAACGACAUGUGUUACUGCGAUUUGACGAUGUCUGUGCAGAGCGGAAACCAAUAUGGAGAUAAAGGCAUGUCAAAUAUCGGAUAGUUUUGUAUAAAGCCAUGUUUUGCGCGACAUCUAGUGUUACACGACUCUCAACCUCUACGUGGCAAGGUUGGUUUCGAUGACACAUCUAGAAACUUGUCUAUUGAAACGAUUUUCACAGAAGACACAAAUCGAAUGUGACAAGAUAAUUUCUAGACAUAGAAGGUGCAACUCUGAUGUAACAAGAAAACAUUUAAGCUUACAGAGAGAUAUAGAGGAGAAAAUUCUAAUAUGACUGGCUAAUUGUAUGGGCUUGCCCACACACAGCAGAGACAAAUCCGGUGUGAUAAUUUGCCGGGCUUGAUCACAAACACAAAGGAGACAAGUCUACAGUGAGGAGUUAAGUUUUGUGCUCGCUGACAGACACAAAGGAGACAAGUCUACAGUGCGGAGUUAAGUUUCGUUGUCGCUCACAGACACAAAGGAGACAAGUCUACAGUGAGGAGUUAAGUUUUGUUAUCGCUUACAGAAACAAAGGAGACAAGUCUACAGUGAGGAAUGAAGUUUUGUGCUCGCUUACAGAAACAAAGGAGACAAGUCUACAGUGAGGAAUUAAGUUUUGUGCUCGCUCAUAGACACAGAAGAGACAAGUCUACAGUGAGGAAUUAAGUUUUGUGCUCGCUCGCAAUCUCAAAAGAGACAGGUCUACUAUGAGGGGUUAAGUUUUGUGCUCGCUCGCAAACUCAAAAGAGACAGGUCUACUAUGAGGGGCUAAGGUUUGUGCUCGCUCACAGACACAGAAGAGACAGGUCUAAUGUUAAAAGUUAAUUUCUGAGCCUGCUCUGUCUCGUGUUAAUUUCUGACCUUACUAGCAUAUAUAGAAAAGACAACGUUAUGAGAUUUUCUCUGGACUGGCUGACAGAUACAUAUAUCUAAAGAAUGAGUCGAUAGCUUUCUCACUGGUGGUAUGAAGUAUUUAGAAUAUGGAUAUGAAUUGAAAACGGACAUUCACACUGCACCCUACUGUAGAACACUGGUGAGGUUCUUUCAAACAACCGUCACGUGGACUCUGAAACUAGAUCGAAAAAGAGUGAUAUAUAACCUGAAACGCUCGAUACUAAGAAAACAUUGAUAGGUAACUGUGCACUGGACAAGCUGACAGAUUUAGAGGGCGUUGAUAGGCUGAAUGUUAUCCAAUUCCGUCAUACCUGUACAAAUCAGGUAACUCCUGUCAAUAGCACUUUCGGAAAUCGAGGACUAAAACCUUCAUUAAUGGUCAAACCGAUAUGACUUACUGCUACAAGGUGGUAGGACGAAUCACUCCAUUUACAUCUUGGGUAAUGAGAGGGUUUCGAGUUGAGGAGUUUCGAGCUUAGAUCUAUCUUACAUGAUGUGAGUGAAGUUAGUCUGCGGCUCGCAGUUAGCGGGUAACUCUCCAUUUUUGAAACCAUUCACUUAACCUUCCGCGUAACGAAGGGUUUUUGAAGUAACUCCUGUUAAAACUAGUUGGACAGUUUUGGUAACAAAACUUGCUUAUCUUCGGUGUAUUUUGAAAUAACACCGACUUAAAUUUAAUUUGAGUCUCAGUUUUGAAAUUGAAUCAUGCUAAAACAGUAGGGUUUGAAGUGAUUUUAAUUUAGCUUGAUUUUCGGUUUUACAAAUGUCUCUGUCCACAAGUUUGUUUUCAGGGCUCAUGCCUACUGAAUUGUGCUCUAAGUUGGCUUAAUUGCAUAGAAAAACCUUGCAUCGACCGUGUCUGUAAUACGUGCAGUGCUACCGGUUUUAGUAGCAUCCCAAAGCUAUGAACAACUCCGACGGCAAAUUUAAACUCGACUCGUUGUCAUUAUUUUAUUAUUGUAUCCAUAGAGCAAUAAAUCCUCGAAUCUGGCAGGUCCAAUCAAGUGUAGUGGGUUCCAACUACUUGUAGUUGUUUUUGCAUGUAUAUCAAAAACAAAGCUGUAUCUUCAUUUUAGAGAGGACAGUUCUUUAAAAAUGGAUGUAAUAUUUCUUCAAUGCAAACAAAACACUAGCAGUGACAUCACGGAUAUCCAGUCGACCCCAACAGACAACCGCAGAAUCUGAUGGCUUAAUAGCGUUUUACUCGGUUGGAAAAAUUCUAAAAUAUGGUCAGAAUAAUUUUUAUGGACAGUGGUAAAUCGUCUUUUAUUGGAAAUAUACUUUCUGUAAGUGUUUUGUUUGCCUGUAAAGUAAUAUAAAAGGCUUACCGUCUGGAAGUUCAGGCAGUUUAAAGACGGAAUGUGUAAUCGGAGUCAUUUGUAUAUAUUUCUUUGUCAUGCAUGUCUUACAAUGUAUAUAUGUAGAGAAAUAAAAUUACAAAAUAUUGUAUUUAUAUAUUCUAACUAUAAGUUUAUUUAUGAGAAAUAAGUUGAAGAUGUGCAUGGAAUACCAUAUGUAUGUUUUAAUUUGAGAUUAAAAUUUGUAGCCAAACAUAUUUGCUGUAACCAGUGUUAAAGGGCAGGGAAUUCUUGCCUAAGCUGCAAUGCUACAAUGUCUUUGACCAAUACCAAAAGAAAAAUACCCUAUGAGGUAUUAAAGGAUAUUUGUCAAAUAUAUGAUAUUCCAAAUAAAGAUCCUAUCA